CGAAUUCCCGGGAGGGAGGGGUGGGUCUGGGAACGUUGCGGCGGUAGCCGCUGCGGCCCCAGCGUUCAGGGCUCUUCCCCGGCCAAGCCUGUGCUGGGGAGCUUCCGCUGCCUCCUCCGGCGGCGCUCACCCGGCCACAGAUGGUGGGUCCGGAGGAUGCCGCAGGCUGCUCGGCAAGAAACCCCAAGUUGCUCCCUUUGCCGGCGCCCGAUUCCGCGGGCCUGGACGGGAAAAUGAUUCGGGCCACAGGCGGCUUUGGCGGAGGCGUCGGCGCUGUGGAGCCUCCCGAAGAGGAGGAGGAGGAGGAGGAGACGCCGCCGCCUCAGCAGCUCCUUCGGCGUUACCUCGCGGCGGCCGGGGCACAGCUGGAGCCCGGGCUGUGCUACUGUCCGCUCCCCGCCGGCCACUCCUGUGGUCUGCCGCCCUUGGCAGCCCCGCGCUCGGACGCCUGCCAGCCGGACGCCGGCUCCAAGCACCGGGACGCGGAGGCGGUGGAUGCUGGCUCGGCGCGACACGGUGGCAUGACCAACGGGGACUCGGGCUUUCUGCUGGGUCAGGACUCUCGCGACCUGGCCCGCGCCGGCAGCCGGGAACCGCGCCACCGCCGCCUCGGUCCGGACGGGCCUGGCGACGAGGGCGCGGACGGCGCGGGCAUCCUGUCUGACUGGGCCGCGCCGCUCGAGGACCCACUGCGGAGCUGCUGCCUGGAGGCGGCGGACGCCGAGGAGCCCGAGGGCGCGGGCAGCGGCGCGAGGGACAGUUCGACCAGCGACGGCAGCGGCAGCGAGGACUUGGAGCGGCCGGGAGCCGGAGCCGGGGGUUCCGAGGAGGGCGCGUCGCCCAUCACCUCGGCGGAGAGGACUAGUGGGGGCUCCGGCGCCAAGCCGCGCGUCGGUUUCUCUGACGUUCACUUGAACUCUCGGAAUACGUUCGAGGUGAGCCGCUGCCAAAGCGCCCGCGACCACCUGCCGCCGGCGGGGGCGCCGGUGUCCUUGCCGGCCGCGGAACAGGGCCCUGCCGGGCCCUCGACUCGGGCUCGACGGAGCGGCGGCUUCGCCGACUUCUUCGCCAGAAACCUUUUCCCAAAAAGGACAAAAGAACUCAAAUCAGUUGUACAUAGUGCUCCUGGCUGGAAAUUAUUUGGUAAAGUCCCUCCCAGAGAGAAUCUUCAGAAAACUUCCAAAAUCAUUCAGCAGAGUUUCUCAGAAGACCAAGUUCGCCCUCUAGAGGCAAAAACAGUGGUCUUGCUAUUAAAGGAAUAUGAAGCACGGACAGGGAGAACCUGUAAACCACCACCUCAGUCUUCAAGACGAAAGAAUUUUGAAUUUGAGCCACUUUCUACCACUGCCCUGAUUCUUGAGGAUCGACCAUCAAAUCUUCCUGCCAAAUCUGUGGAAGAGGCUUUACGUCACCGACAAGAAUAUGAUGAGAUGGUGGCUGAGGCUAAAAAACGAGAAAUUAAAGAAGCACAUAAAAGGAAAAAAAUAAUGAAAGAAAGGUUUAAACAGGAAGAAAGUAUUGCAAGUGCAAUGGUAAUUUGGAUCAAUGAAAUACUACCCAAUUGGGAAGUAAUGCGUAGUACGAGAAGAGUUCGAGAAUUGUGGUGGCAGGGAUUGCCCCCUAGUGUUCGUGGGAAAGUUUGGAGUCUAGCUGUAGGAAAUGAACUAAAUAUCACUCCUGAACUUUAUGAAAUCUUCCUCUCAAGAGCAAAGGAACGGUGGAAAAGUUUCAGUGAAACAAGUUCAGAGAAUGAUGUAGAAGGUGUAUCUGUUGCUGAUCGAGAGGCCAGUCUAGAAUUAAUUAAAUUGGACAUAUCCCGUACAUUUCCAUCUCUCUACAUCUUUCAGAAGGGUGGCCCAUAUCAUGAUGUCUUACAUAGUAUAUUAGGAGCAUAUACAUGUUACCGACCGGAUGUUGGUUAUGUCCAAGGGAUGUCCUUCAUAGCAGCAGUUCUCAUUCUCAACUUGGAAGAAGCAGAUGCCUUCAUUGCAUUUGCAAAUCUCCUGAAUAAGCCAUGCCAGUUAGCCUUUUUUCGUGUGGAUCACAGCAUGAUGUUGAAAUAUUUUGCAACGUUUGAAGUAUUUUUUGAAGAAAAUCUCUCCAAACUAUUUCUUCAUUUCAAAUCUUAUAGUCUUACACCAGAUAUAUACUUGAUAGACUGGAUCUUCACACUAUAUAGCAAAUCACUACCACUUGAUCUGGCCUGUCGAGUAUGGGAUGUAUUUUGCAGAGAUGGGGAGGAAUUUUUAUUUAGGACUGGAUUAGGAAUCCUCCGAUUAUAUGAAGAUAUUCUUCUACAGAUGGACUUUAUUCACAUAGCACAGUUUCUAACUAAAUUGCCGGAAGAUAUCACAUCAGAAAAACUGUUCAGCUGUAUUGCAGCCAUUCAGAUGCAGAAUAGUACCAAAAAAUGGACUCAGGUCUUUGCAUCUAUGAUGAAGGAUAUUAAAGAAGGAGACAAGAAUAAUAGUCCAGCUCUGAAAAGCUAACCUUCAAAAUUAACAAAAUAAUUGCAAUAUAACAAAUGUUUUUUGAUAAAAGUUUUUGUUUCCUAUGUAAAAAGCAUGGUAGAAAAUGCUGAAGAAAGCUAAAAGAAUCAAGACAUGGAAAACUACUGAUUUUGAAUUCCAUGGCUGAAGUAAAUGAGUAACCCAUUGACAGUAUUAAUUUAAAAAGUAUUUUAUAGGGAGAGCCAUUUUACAAAGGAGAAAAUUUAAAUGGCUAGUUCAUACUCCAUAAUAUGGAGUGAAUAGUUUAAUGCAAUAAGUUUUUUAAUAGCUUUGGAUAUAGUUCAAAAUUUUUACAUCUUUUCUUUUUUUAACUAUUAGCAUAAAGGCACUUUGGAGGUCAGAACAGGCUAUUUAAAUACUACUUUAACUCCUAAAAUACUAUUUGAAAUAAACGCCUUAGUACAGAUAUUAUCUCCGGUUCCAAACAUUUGAAGAUAUUAUAGACCAAUAAUAAGCAACUUUGAUUGUAAAGUGUUUAUGUUACUGAUGUUUAUAUUCACUCCCAGGUUGGGGCAAAUUUGGGUUAUCUGGGAACUGGAAAUAUUGGUAGGAGAUUGUUUAGCACUUAUGUAAGUGUUUUCCACAGUAUCAUGUCUGUUUUUAAAAGGAAAUUGUUUCUUUUUCUCAAGGAAUUCCUGUCACUCAGAGGAAUUUAGCUUUUCUGUUUCUAGUCUAAGAAUUGUUCAUCUAGUAAUUUAAGAAAGCUAACUGUUAGAAGAAAAUUUCUUUGCACUUUAAUGGACUGAAGACUUUUUGGAGGGAGUAAGUCCAUAAAUAUAAAUGAGGUUUUUCACUGGUAAGAAUAAAAAGUAAUGAAUUCUGAGAGUUCUUAAAUAGCAUGCUACUUGGCAAGACUUUAAGUUUGUUAGUUAAAAUUCUUUCACUGUCUGUAGAAACAAAAUUUGGUAAUUCCAGUUUGAAUUUUGAAACAUGUAGCAAAGUCCAUCACUUGUAAAACCCUGUGUAUAAUUUUCUAAUCAAUGGAAAUGAGAGUAAAAGAAAGUUAAAAUUUAAUUUUUUUCUAAUGAGUUUAACUUUGAUGAUAUAGUGGAUAAAGGAAUGAUUAAUUAUUGGUAACCUGACAUUAAAUUUAUUAUGUUUGAUUCUUGAGCUUAAAAUAAAUCACUUUAUUAUUAUUGAUAUCUAUAUAACAUGGUAUUUGGUUAAUAAUUAGACUUAUAGUAUGCUUUUAUGUUGCACUUUGGUUUGAAACAACACUUAAGCACACUAUUUCUGUUAGCGGUAUAUAGUCUUCAAACUAACAAGUCUGAGAACCUUGUUAGUGUAGUGACUGCCUCUUUAGGAAUAUGGGACCAGAUGGUAUCCAUGUAUUUUUACCCCAUGGGUCACUCUAGCCUAGGGACCACUAAUGGAGCCCUCAGAAGUUAACUCCUGUCAUAGGAGCUUUCUUAGUGGAAACUAGUAGUGUAAUAAAAUAUUGAGGGAGUACUCAGGGCCUUAAUAGGUUUUAGAAUGACAUAUUAACUCUGAUAACUACUUCCUUGGUAUUGGUGGCCCUGAUAGAGGGAAUGAAACCCCUGGCAGUAAUCUCAUUGAGGUUGUACUACCUGCCAAAAUUUAAUCUUACUUUUGUGUAUUUGUUUCCUAAGUUGGGCCUAAGUUACUGUAUUUUUUUUUCUCAUUUUUAUUAUUGUACAGUUUCUUUACCUUUCAAGUAUAAAUGUGUAUAUAAAAUGUAAAUACAAGGAAUUUACUAAAACCCACUAUUAACAAUUACUGUGUAAAUAAAACUUAUAAGCAGA
This is a messenger RNA of Cervus elaphus (red deer), 4273 nucleotides long. It is a transcript of the gene TBC1D12, whose product is annotated as TBC1 domain family member 12. The transcript is spliced from 14 exons. NCBI's taxonomy places the organism in Eukaryota, Metazoa, Chordata, Mammalia, Artiodactyla, Cervidae. The coding region runs from base 141 to 2489 and encodes 782 amino acids. The record is from RefSeq and is a predicted model, not a curated record.